This is a messenger RNA of Saccostrea echinata, 789 nucleotides long. RefSeq lists its product as uncharacterized. The record is from RefSeq and is a predicted model, not a curated record. NCBI's taxonomy places the organism in Eukaryota, Metazoa, Mollusca, Bivalvia, Ostreida, Ostreidae. The coding region runs from base 1 to 789 and encodes 262 amino acids. The transcript is spliced from 8 exons.
AUGGCGGCUCUGAAUGGAAGACGAAGAGAUUUGGUGAACUGUGCUCAAUGCUGCCUUACGUCUCCUGGAGCUUCGGAACCUUGUAAUGCAAGACUGUGUGGUCAGCGUCCUCUUGCUACCACCAUGUCACCUUCGGCAGGAACUGGACUGAAGUGUAUGAAUUGUCACCAUGCACUUUCUGUUCAUGAAUGCAAGAAAACAGCAGUGGAAUGCCAGCACAAUGAGGAAUGUUAUUUUGAAUCAGUUACUACACCAGAUCGUAGAGUGAAAUUCAAUGCUGGGUGUAGGAGCAGAGCGGUAUGCAACUUGAUGAGUUCAUUUGGACCAAAGAUUGGCAAAAGGGAUUUGGUGAAUUGUGCCGAAUGUUGCAGUGAUCCCCCAGACAGUAAUGGACCUUGUAAUACACGAUUAUGUGGUGAAAGUUCUGCCCCACGAUGCUUGGUGUGUGAUGGCCUGCAGGCCUCUAGAGCUGAUUGUCAAUCCUCGGCGAUUUGCCCUCAAAAUCAGACAUGUUACAAUGGAGUACGCAUUACUGGUUCAUCAUCCCUUCAGUACGUGUAUGGUUGUGAAGAAGAGAAGACUUGCCAAGCGUUUGCUAAGAAUUAUCAUCAUUAUCACAAUAAUCAACAUGCUGGUCGAUCCGUGUCUAAUGACGGUGGAGUAAUUGUAUGUGAUUCAUGUUGUAAAGAUGACAUGUGUAACUCCCAGGAUUGCUUCGCUUUAUUGAAGAACAUGACAGUGAGUAUGUAUGACACAACACAAAUGCAGACCGGUAAUAUCAUUGGAUAA